This is a messenger RNA of Diaporthe batatas, 2175 nucleotides long. RefSeq lists its product as uncharacterized. The transcript is spliced from 2 exons. The coding region runs from base 606 to 1853 and encodes 415 amino acids. NCBI's taxonomy places the organism in Eukaryota, Fungi, Ascomycota, Sordariomycetes, Diaporthales, Diaporthaceae. The record is from RefSeq and is a predicted model, not a curated record.
GGAUAACCAUGAAUCAGAUGUCGCCUCCCUAAACCUGCCAUCUAAGAUGAUUCCCAGUCAAAUUUAGCACCACCUUUUUUUUCGCCCGUUGAAACCCCUCGACAGGCACAGCAUCUGUACUCCGGGACUCUGUCUUGCAUGUGCACUCGCUCUGUGAGCCCAAAUCUAGACUGCCCCUUACACACGCACAACUUGCACACAAGAGUUCCACCUCGAGGCCUUGCGUGUCGGGUCUCUGUCCACCACUUCAUUCUGGACCCCGUCCAAUCGACAAGACUUACACAGUAGACAGCAGUCAACCAGCAGGGGUUACAGAGACGACACAGCACAGCUUGCGCGUCACCGGCACUGAAACGUGCGCCGCUUCGGUGUGCCCAUUGGAAAUUGCUCCACCAGCGAUCCCCCCAGAAUACCGUGUACGCUCCCAACUUUAAAUCUGGCCGGCGGCAGCGCCCCCAGCUCCCGACUCUGGCUGGCGAGUCGUGUGCCCGAUCCAUGUAACUGACCAGGGGUGGAAACUCUCGCUCGCUCGCUCGCUCGCCCGCCAUUGCGCCCGCCAGCAUCUAAGUUCGCCGAUCUGGCUUCCGGCACUCCUCACACGCAACAUGUCGCUCAAGCAGGCUUAUGAUGCGGACGAGGUGGACUGCGGCGAGCUCUGGGACAAGAUGAAAAGGGUCGCGUUCAAGCUCUGGUCGAGGACGACGAGGCGCGUCCGCUUCGUCUUCGCCCUCGUCUCUUUCCUUGUCAUCACCACUGUCAUCUCGAGGCAUCUCAUGCAGAAUGCCGUCCUCGACGACUACAUCAUCGUGCCCAAGGUCUCGCUCGAGUAUGCCUCGGAGCAGCGGACGCCCUUCAACGAGUCCAAGGUCGCCCUUCUCAUCGAGAACCGCGUCAACCCCAUCCUGGCGCCCCUCAUGCUGCACUUCAUCUCCGUCGUGCCCCCGGACUGGCGCUUCCGCUUCAUGGGGUCCCUAGAGUCCGUCGAGCACCUGAACAAGUCCGUCGCCAUCCGCGAGCAGGUCAGCAUCGGGAAGCUCGACCUGACCUACAUCCCCUCCAACAUGUCCGUGUCGUCCCAGGAGGAGAUCUCCCGCUUCCUCACCAGCCUGUGGCUGUACGAGACCGUCCUGGCCCCGGCCGAGUGGCUGCUCAUCUUCCAGACCGACUCCAUCCUCUGCGCCAACUCCCAGCUCAACCUCAACGACUUCCUCGACUACGACUGGAUCGGCGCCCCCUGGAACCCGGGCUCCCGCUUCGGCGGCAACGGCGGCCUGUCCGUCCGCCGCGUGAGCGCCAUCGUCGACGUCCUCCGCUCCCAGGCCCGCGCAGACUUCUCCGAGGCCGAGGACGUCUGGCUGACCGAGCGCCUGGGCCACCGCCCCGACGCCCGCAUGGCCAACUCGACCGUCUCGCUCACCUUCAGCGGCGAGAUGCACACGGGGCGCCCCACCCACCUGUCCUCGGACAAGGAGACGGCCCACUACAACUCGACCCUCGAGGCCGCCGAGGCCGGCGAGCUGGUCAAGGGCAUCGACGACUGGCGCGAGGGCUUCUACGAGCCCAUGGGCUACCACACCGGCGGCGGCGGCUCCUACCUGCACAGCCAGAUCUGGGGCAGCCCCCGCCUCCGCAAGCACAUCUGGGACUACUGCCCCGAGGUCAAGAUGACCAUCGCCAUGGACGCCGCAAAGUACGUCCCCGGGAACUGCGGCGCCUACUGGAAGCGCGACGUCCUCGGCGGCGGCUACUCCAUGGACGCCGGCGGCUCCCUGAGCGCCGACCUGGGCUACGGCACCGAGGUCAUCGACGGGGAGGAGUACCCGCUCCUUCCCGACAGCCUGGCUCCUUUUUGAGCAUUUUGUUUUCUUGUUUUUUUUUUCUCUUUCUUCACGUAUAUCUGUUUAUCAUGCACGACGACUGGGUGUCACAUGUUUGGACUCGGGUGUCAUGGUGUUGGAAUGUGGCGUUGCUUCUAGGGUUCAUGUUAGGGACAUGCAGAAGACGGUGCGAUGAUAUAGACAAAGAAAGUUUGUCCUGGGAAGUUUGGUUGGGUUGGCUUGAUAUCCCCUGGGAAAGCAUGCGAAAAACGUCUGUGGUAGUGGGCGUUUGUAUCUCGAGACUGGACGGCAUGUAGGCAAAAGAUUGGUUGGUACAAUCCAUUCACCUGCAUAAUUC